AUGGAUGUUUCGAGGCUGAAGGUCGCAAUCCCAAGCUACCAGAUCACUGAGGAAAAUGGGCCGGUGGCCUACGCAAUUGCUGUCGAGUACGGCAAGCUCUCGUGGGAUGUGUGGCGUCGUUACAGUCAGUUCGCGCAGCUGUACCGUGACUUGGAUCGGGACGGCUACUGCGCCCUGCCAUCGCUUCCAGGCAAGACGCUCGCCGGUGCCCCCUACGAUCCCAGAUUAUUGGCGGAUCGACGACACAGGUUGCAAUAUUUCCUCUUGGAACUCCUGCGACGGCCAGACACGCGCACCGCUCCGGCAUUGCUCGAUUUCCUCCUCUUCAGUGAACAGGCCAGUCUGAACAUCCCGCCGUUGCGGCCGUGGUGCGUGUGCAACACGGGAGCACAGCGCUUCGCCGUCUCUUCACUUGUCUACUCACGCUCGAACCGGGUCAUAAUCGUUGGUCAUGAGGAUAAAACAGGCUUAUCACGUCUCGGACGCCUGUGGAGUCUUGUCGAGCCGGACGAGUUCGGCAUGAUCAAUGUCUGGGCAGUAGACUGCAACAUGGACUCACCAUCCCUUAUGCAAUGCAUCAAGACGCAGCCAAAGGUUCGCUGCAUGUUCUACGAUGAGCCGAGCAAUCAGCUCUUUGUCGGGCAGGACGACGGCAAGGUUUCGGUGUACAUUUUGGACGCGGAUGAGUUGAAACUUGAGAAGGUGAAGGAACUUGACCUCCACACGGCAGCUGUCAUGCAUUUGGCACCAGGAAAAUCAAAACAGAAGCGGCUUCUGUCUCUUGGCUUCGACGGCGCCAUUCGCGUCAUCGAUAUCACCACACAUCAAAUGCUCUCAGGAGGGCGGAUGACGCGGCGGCUGGGAAGUGGAGCGCACCUGACUGUGGGACACUUCGACGACGAGAAUGACACGGUGUAUCUAGGAACGUCGGGUGGACAAGUCCUUGUAUAUGCCGUGAAAAGCAAUCCCCCUUCGUUCAUUCAAGGUCUUACCGUCCACCCGGUUUAUCCUGUGGAGACGCUGAUUGUUGAUAAACAGUACAUGUUCCUAGGUCAUGGAGAGUACGUCUCGGUGAUUAGCGUGGAGCAGAGGCGGACUGAACAGAAGUUCUCGAAAGUCGCCGUUCUAACGCUAAAAGAGAACCCGUCCCCUGUGUUAUCCAUGGUCUACGACCCAAAGGAGAAGCGACUUCUCGUCGGCUACGAUCCGGCGAUCGCGUGGUGGUCGAUUGAAAGCGGACAGCCUCUCUGCGUAUGGGAGGCACAUGGCGGAGGGGUCCACCAGCUGUUGCUCACAGACAGAAGUGACAUUGUUCUUUCCGGAGGAGACAGUGGCAACUCGAAGAUAUGGCGACUUCCGCCAGCUCAGGACCUUCGUCUCUGGCAGCCACCGGCUGCAGUGGAGCAACGUUCCGGGGAAGAGACGGGAAGUGGUGGCUGGAGAGAGGCAGAUGAAAUCGCGAAUUUUUCUUCGUCGCGCGACGAGGAUGAUGGUGAAUCCCUGCAUGCUGGUUGUCCUCGUGAAAAAUGGUGUGGGACUCAACAUCCGCAAGGAUAUGAGCCGGUGGCCAUUGGGCGCAGCAGCAACAGCCUCAGUCCAGGCAGUGCUAGGGACGAUCGCGGUGUCUUAAGGUCAGACGAUUAUGACACUCCGGAGAGAAGUGUACAUGUGAAUGAUGCGAACGGGAGAGGGAAAGGACGAUGUGCGCUUUCUGGGGACGAUCUCAUGGGCUCACGAAUUACGAAAGACGAGGAACCUGGCAGCGCCGCUCAAACUUCGGCGUCCGCACUGGGUGGCUCUGUUGUUCCACCGAAGAAGAAUUUCCCGACGCCGUUCGAGCCGAAAAGUGACGACGAUGAUGAUGAAGAUUUGGAUGAACUACGUAGUGCUUUUUCCUAGAGAGAAGAGGAAAACAAAAUCGUUACUAAGCUGGAUGGAAACAGGCAGAGGUGACGCGACUCACUCGUCCUCUGCACGGCUUGUAAGCGUUCGUGUGCCCUCUUCUUGAAAUAGGCUGAGAACCAUUUGUAAGGCUUUCGAAGUCCCGAUGGGACACGGAUACCACGGGGAACGCUGAAGCAGGUUUUUGAUGCUGGAUCAAAUGCAGUUCUCGUUUGGGAAGUUUUUUUCUAUUUCUACUCCAAAAGUACUUCUUGAUAUUCAGAAUCUCUGCAUACCAUUCAAGGGGUUCCCGACAGG
Molecule: messenger RNA, 2199 nt
Organism: Toxoplasma gondii ME49
Lineage: Eukaryota; Apicomplexa; Conoidasida; Eucoccidiorida; Sarcocystidae
Product: WD domain, G-beta repeat-containing protein
Exons: 16
Coding region: 1-1899 (632 amino acids)
Molecular function (GO): phosphatidylinositol binding; protein binding
Source: RefSeq, a predicted model, not a curated record